AUGGGAGAUCGUCGAGGACAAUUUCGAAUUUUCGUCGGAAACACGCAGCAGGUUUCUUAUUCUGACAUCAGAGAGAAGUUUUCGGAGUUUGGAAAAGUUGCUGAAGUCGAUUUGAAAGGUUCUUAUGGAUUUGUGGGCUUCGACACGGAAGAAGCAGCUCUCCUCGCUGUUGAAAAGAUGGACAAUGCUGAAUUCAAAGGAAGGCAGCUAAAUGUCGAAAUGUCGCUUGGAAAGCCCCGUGGAAGUAACAACUCAGGAGGAAACAACCGCGAGAAUCGAAAUUUCGAUCGUGAUCGAAGCAACAAUGGAACUGUCAAGCUUCAUGUCGCCGGAGUUGGAAUGAAUCCCGAUGUCGACAGAGUCAAGAAAAUAUUCGAGGAGUACGGAAAGGUCCAUGAAGUCCACUCGAUUCAAAAUCGCGAUAUUGUUUUCGUCCACAUCGAUGAAAAAGCCCCAGAACUUGCGAUGGUCGGUUUGAAUGGCCAAGAUUAUGAUGGAAGAAAAUUGAAGAUUGAGUAUGGAACGCUUCAGGAUAAACCGCACUAUGAUAAGCGCGCUCCUAAGGCAAAGCUUCACGUCGCUAAUUUGCCUGAUUGCUCUUUGGAUCACUCUGAAAUCUUGCGGAAAAAGUUUGAUUUGUAUGGAUCUGUUGAAGAAGCGGAAAUGAUCAAGUCGAAGCAUAUCGCUUUUAUCCGAAUCGACGAGCGUUAUGCCCAGCGUGCUAUCAAUGCUAUCAAUAACUCGUACUUCUUCGGCAAGACUAUCAAAGUCCAGUUUUCCAAACACAAUCAAGGCGGUCAGGAUCGUCAGGGUCCCGGUAUGAUGGGAAAUCUUCCAAUGGGUCUUGCCGGUGUUAAUGAUUUUGGCGGUGGUUUUGGCGGUCCUCCCCCACCAAUUCGCCCCGCCGGCCCGCCUCGGUUUUGUUACGAUGAUUUCUCGCAGCUCUCCGGGCAGCGGCCAAAUGUCCGUCUCGUUCGUCCCAACGAUAUUGACGGGCUUAUCGUUCGUCGAAAAAGACUCGAGACCAUUCAUCCUUAUGAGCGUCAGUUGCUUUCCUACCCAGCUGAGUCUCGAGAUCUUCCUCCUCCUCCACCAGAGUUCUUGCGUCUUAUCAGAGAUAGAGCUGAAAUCAAAUCGCAAAUUCUUCUCCAUCAGGCUGAAUUAGACGGAAAACUGACCCUUCUGAGUAAAGACGACGACGAGUAUGGCUUCGGCGGUUCCACGCGAUCUCGAUCUCCGAUCGUUCCUUACUCUCGAGGCAAAGGCGACUCCCAGGGCUACGAUUACGGCCGCUCUUCCUAUCGCUCCAGCCCGCCAAAGUCUCGAUACGCCAACACUGAGGGAGGCUACAACACCGGUGUCUCAGGAAUUUCCUACGGCGGCAAUGGCUCCUUUGAAUCGCGAUACUAG
Messenger RNA from Oikopleura dioica, 1410 nucleotides. Lineage: Eukaryota; Metazoa; Chordata; Appendicularia; Copelata; Oikopleuridae. The record is from the annotation of a GenBank genome assembly.